UAGGCGGCGUUGCUGAGGGAAGCGUAGUGAGGGGACUGAGGCUGAGGCCCAUAAGGAAAGCCCCAGUCCCACCAGACUCCCGCGGCCGGUGUCCAUGGCGCACGAAGGCUCGAGAACCGGCAGGGAUCGAGGGCAGGCCAGGGCCAAGGCCGAGAAAGUCCGCCCCCCCACGGUGCCUGUGCCCCAGAUAGAGAUUGUGCCUGGCCGUCUGAACGAAUCGGAAUGGAUCACGCUUAUGGGCAUUGAGGAAGGGGAGGAUGUGGUAGGAGAUGUCUUGGCCGAACUGCUGGCUCGUGUGAUGGAUGCAACCUUCAAGGUCUACCUGGCCCAGCAGUGCAUCCCAUUCACCAUCAGCCAGGCCCGAGAGGCCAUGUUGCAGAUCACUGAAUGGCGAUUCCUUGCGAGGGAUGAAGGUGAGACAGAUGUGGCCGAAGACCCCACGUGGGGGGAGGAUGAAGAGCCUAAGGCCAGCACCACAGACACCUGGGCUCAAGGCUCCGUGCCUGUGCUGCAUGCACCUUCCCCUUCUAUUCCCCCAGGACUCGAAAACUCUGCCCAACCUGAGGCCACUGAGACUGGGGAUCCGCUCACCUCGAGAAAGAAGAGUUGGAUCUCAGUUCCUGAGGAUCAGAGCAUCUCUUUAUGGGGGAAGCCUGAGUUAAAGCCUACCCCAGGUCCCCCCCCAACACCAGAACCCUAUUCACAAAGUCCCCAACACUUUGUUUUGCCCCAUCCCUGUGCCGAUUCAGCCCCUAAUCUGAGCAAUUAUGCCUCUCUGGAUCUUUCUGUAUGGGAGAGUUCCCAGUUUUCUUUUGAAGUGGUCAGCCCAGUGAGUCCACAUCCUUCUAUAGAUCUGUCCUUAUGGGCAAGUCCUCAUGUGUCCCUAACUUCACAGGCUGGUCAUAUUCCAUCUCUUUCACAGAGUUCCCAGAUCCCUGUACACCACAUUGGAGGUGGGGACAGCUCAGACCAAGUAGAAGAGACAGUUUUACCUCCCCCCUACUAUCUGUCAGUGCCUCUUCCACCAUUUCUGGCUAGUCCUUCCUGGAACCUCCCAAAACUCCAGUCUGUCCCGGCCCCCAUCUCUUCACUAACCCCCAAUUUGCUCCCUGCUGCCUCUGCCAAGUUCAUGCGCUUACAGAAGGGGCGGGCAUAUCUAGCAUCAGGUCUGGUGUAUGACAAGAUGGGACGGAUCAUAGCCAUGGAUCCACUGGAUCCUACCCAUCUGCCCCAGCACCAAAUUCAUCCACUGGCUAAAGUUGUAGUCCCUGAGGCAGAGGUCCACCCUCUAGACUCGUACAAGGAACAAAGAAAGCAUGUGAAGUACGGGAAUGGGUUCCGAUUCAAGCUGCCUGGCCGCCACAGGCCCAUACCCCACUUCCGUGGUGGUUUUCCUUUCCCCAGCCCAGGACUUCCCUUCCCAGCUCCUGGCAUGGAGUUCCCCCUCCAGAGCCCCAUGAAGCGAUGGUCUAGCAUCCAGUGGCAUUAUGGAUUGGAGGGGGCAACAGAUCUGUUGCAUAUGCAGCCAGCGCAGUCAAGUGUGAUGCCAGACAUUGGGUCAGGACUAAAGCCUGAUCAGAAUUUGCUUCCUCCCUAUGGUCCAAAAGUCCUUGAAGCCACCUCCCAACUGAUGUGGAAACCUUCCUUACUUCUGGAUACAAUGAAGCUGAAGCCUCAUGUAAGCCUCUGGAAUCCAAGCAAAAACACGCAUAGAAGGGGUUAUCCUGCUCCCCACAUGGAGAGAGAGCAGUUCCCCGGCCUGCUGCUUAAGGAACCUUCUGAGCAACAACCCAUCCAGACCCAUGCGCUUACCCCUGAGGUCACUGUGUCUCAGCUGCUGAAGGGCUCCUCACCUAGAGUUCGGACCUUUCCCUCUCAGGACAAUGUCAGCACCAACUUCCCUGAGGAGUCCUGAAUGAAGGCUGUGAGUCCUUCAGUGGCAUUCUGAUCCCAUCUGACACCACGCUGAAACCCAAAUCCUACUAUGCCUACCUCCCUGCAAUAAAUACUUGUGGGGCCCUAGAUGUUAGGCUGGUGUAUCCCUCACCACUAUCUCGGUAAUCCCCCCAAAAGGGCAUUGAUCUCUCAAGUCCAAAGGCCCUUCAACACAGUUUUCCCUGCCUUUAGGUGUCCUCCAUUCAAAUGAAAGAGACAUUCCUCCCUGCCAGCAGGUAAAAAACAUCCACACUCAUAGGAAACACAGACUGAGUCAAAAGUAUUCCUAAUACUGGGAAACCACUAUUAUGUUAGAGAAACAAAGACUUUGUUGGAAAAUGACUACUCAGAGACCAUCCAGACAAAUCUAUUAAAGCAAGAGUGCCCUUAACAUUCCUAUUAACCUUUAUGUGAAGACCUCUAGGGAAGGGAAGGACUCAUUCCACUUUGUGUUCUGACUAAUGGUAAGAACUUUUCCCUUAACAUCCUUAAAACCAAAAUCCUUAAAACCAUUGAAGUCAAGAACAAAUAUUUGCUCUUCUUUACUAGAAUUCAGACACUUGAAAAACAAGUUAUAUUUCCAACUAUUUUUAUACAACAUGAACUUUGCUAUUCUGGGUGAUUUAGCUCUGGAUAUGUUCUAGUUUAAUGUAUUUUCUAAAAUGUGACCCUCAGAACUGGACUGCAAACUGGUCUGCCCAGGCCAAGUGAGCUUUUAUUGUGUAUUCUAGGUACCAGGCCUCUCUGGGUAGCUUAGGGUUCCAUUAUCUUCUCUAGCAGUCACGUCAUGCUCAUCUCCAGCUUUGGUCAGCUAAAAUGACUAGAUCUUAUGUCUCCCCUAUUCUCUACUCAGUUGUUUAAAAAAAAAAUUAUUUGCCAAUCUACCAUCCCUAUGUUGAAUCCUUCCUUGCUCAAACAAUAAAACAGUUAAGCAAGCUUA
This is a messenger RNA of Antechinus flavipes (yellow-footed antechinus), 2875 nucleotides long. It is a transcript of the gene C6H2orf81, whose product is annotated as chromosome 6 C2orf81 homolog. The record is from RefSeq and is a predicted model, not a curated record. Lineage: Eukaryota; Metazoa; Chordata; Mammalia; Dasyuromorphia; Dasyuridae. The transcript is spliced from 4 exons. Bases 95 to 1915 code for a protein of 606 amino acids.